This is a messenger RNA of Enhydra lutris kenyoni (northern sea otter), 4146 nucleotides long. RefSeq names its product coiled-coil domain containing 66. NCBI's taxonomy places the organism in Eukaryota, Metazoa, Chordata, Mammalia, Carnivora, Mustelidae. Gene Ontology annotation, cellular component: photoreceptor inner segment; microtubule; cilium. The record is from RefSeq and is a predicted model, not a curated record. The coding region runs from base 64 to 3015 and encodes 983 amino acids. Gene Ontology annotation, molecular function: microtubule binding. Gene Ontology annotation, biological process: cilium assembly. The transcript is spliced from 19 exons.
CGGCGGCGGCAACCGGCGUAUACAGAGUUUGCGCAUCCUGUGCAGAGAGCGAGAGGUCAGGCCAUGAACCUGGGAGAUGGUUUAAAGCUUGAAACUGAAUUGUUGGAUGGAAAAACCAAGUUAAUAUUAUCUCCAUAUGAAUGUAAAUCAAAAAAUUCUGUGAAGAUGGGAAAUAAGACCAAGCUUGCAAAAUGUCCUUUAAGAACAAAACAAACUGGAUACAUUCUCAAAUCAACACAAAAUACUUGUAUCAGGAGUGGAAAACUUUUGCAAAAGAAGAGAAUGGGUUCAGAAACUUCACUGGCAAAAGGCGAAAAAAAUAGUAUGACUUUUUCACCCACUAAGGAUUUAUGUAAGCAGUGUAUAGAUAAAGACUGUCUUUAUGUCCAGAAAGAGAGUUCACCUGCAGCCCCCAAUAUACAGAAGACUAGAAACACCAUAAAUACAUCUGUAGUAGCUAAACAGAAGCUUUGCAAAAAACACAUCACAGCUGAAAAUAUGAAGAGCAGUUUGGUGUGUCUAACACAAGACCAACUACAACAGAUUUUGAUGACUGUGAACCAAGGAAAUAGAUCUGUUUCCCUGAUUGAAAAUGGAAAGGAAGAAAAAAGUCAUGGCAAUCUACAUUUAAACGAUAUUUCCAAUCAGCCAGAGGAUGAGAACAUUAUGGGAGUAUUCCAGAAAACUGAGACGCUUUCAUCUCUCCUAGAUGAAAAUAAAUCUGUUUUAAGUACAAAUCAAGAGACAUCUAAGCAGUAUGAGCAGAAAAUUGCCAUAGAGAAUGUUUGGAAACCAGCUGACAUAUUCAGUACUCUGGGGGAAAGAGAACGUGACAGAAGCUUGUUGGAAGCAAAAAAAGCCCAGUGGAGAAAAGAGCUUGAUGAACAGGUUGCUUUAAAGAAGAAAGAAAAAGAAGCUUCUGAGAAAUGGAACAAUCCUUGGAAAAAAUUUGACAGUGAUAAAAUAGUAUGGGAAAAAUUUCAAAUUCUUGACCAGCCUAAGACUUGUGCUAGCUCUUCCAGCAUUCUGUCACAGUCUCCCAGUCAGAUAACAGUGGUCCAGACUGAUGGGCACCCACUACCUAGAGCUAGUCAGAUUUUAGAGGAAGCAGUACCACGGGAGCGCCCUUUCAGUGCCAUGAAACAAGAACAGCAUAGGAAAUGGAUUGAAGAUUUGAACAAGCAAAUAGAAGAUGAUCGGCAAAGAAAAAUAGAGGAAAAAAUUACAUCUUCAAAGGGUGAGGAACAUGACAGAUGGGCAAUGCAUUUUGAUUCGUUAAAGUCCUAUCCUGCUUCUCAGUCUCAACUGUCUUCUUGGUCAACACACAACCAACCAGAGUACUUCUGUGUCUCUCCGGACACUCACGAACUGGCUGAUACCAGCAGUGUUUAUACGCCUAUGACUGGAAGCCAGGUUGAACCUUCAGAGGAGGAGCAUAUGGCAAAACCAGUUAGAGAUAAGACCAUGGCAGAUAGUCAGAAAACAAACUUUCUCCGUUCUAUGACUGCUCUCUUGGAUCCAGCUCAGAUUGAAGAACGUGAGAGGCGACGACAAAAACAGUUAGAACAUCAGAAAGCCAUCACCGCUCAGGUAGAAGAGAAACGCAGGAAGAAAGAGCUGGAAGAACAGCAAAGAAAGAAGGAAGAACAAGAAGAGGAGCGUCGCUUAGCACGGGAACGAGAAGAGAUGCAGAAACAGUAUGAAGAAGACAUACUUAAGCAAAAACAAAAGGAAGAAAUCAUGACUCUCAAAACAAAUGAGCUAUUUCAGACAAUGCAGAGAGCACAGGAGCUAGCACAGAGGCUGAAACAAGAACAGAGAAUCCGAGAAUUGGCUCAAAAGGGACACGACACUUCUGGAUUGAUUAAAAAUCUUGGUGGAACUGUCAUUAUGUUGGAUAAUUUAUUUCUCUUGCUAUUUGAUAAGGUGACUAACAACAUUUCAAAUUUAGGACAUGGCUUGGAUGAUGUCAGUGGUAAAAAGAAUACAUGUAUCAAUUCUACAACCUCUCCCAAAAAGGAUACUGCUGUGCAAACAGAUGACUUAAAUACAGGAACAUUCACCAAUGCAGAAUCAUUCUGUGGAACAGUAAUAGAGAGGGAUAUACUAAAUUGUUCAUCUCCUGAGAUUCCUGCAGAAUUUAACGAACAGUUUAACACUAAGAAGGACAAAGAGGAACUAAUAAAUCAGGUUAAAGGAGCCAACCUAGAAAAAGAAAACAGUUGGUAUGAUGAUCUGUGUAAUGAGUUUGCAAGGACAGAGAAAACACAUAUGAAGAAAUGUCCUAAAAGGCCUGAUUGGAAUAUAAACAAACCACUCAAAAGGUAUAUUCCAGCAUCAGAAAAGUACCCCAAACAGCUUCAAAAGCAGAGAGAAGAAAAAAAAGUAAGAAGGCAGAUGGAACUGCUUAAUUUGGUAGAAAGAAAUAGUCCUGGACAUCUCUCUCAAAAUAGAGGCACUUCACCAGUUCUUCCUUCAUCUCAAGAAACUGAGCCAAGGUUCAGGUGGCAUCUAAUCAAAAAGGAAGAAGAGCCUCUGAAAAUUAAUUCUUUCAGCAAGGAAAGGUCUCAGUCACCACCACCAGUUCCAGUGGUGAAAAACAGAACACAACAAACUCUAAAAAACAGUAAUUAUGAAAGACAGAAUCUGAUCUUAGAAGACAGUCAAACAGAAACAUCACCUGGACUUCCUGAACGGUCCCAUUUUAUCCCCUAUGUCCGAACCAAUGAGAUUUAUUACCUUGAUCCAGAUGCACCACUGUCUAGGCCUUUAACCCACGAUCUUCAGUACCAAAAUCCACAUGGCUGUGACCAAGAACAACGGCAGCUCUUUGAUUCUGAUGUCAGGGACCCACUUCUUAAUCCUAACUUGGUGAAAAACAGGGACCGACAGCAAGCAAUCCUUAAGGGACUAUCAGAACUGAGACAGGGCCUUCUCCAGAAGCAAAGGGAGUUGGAAACUAAUCUCAUGCCUUUAGCUGCAAAUCAAGAAGAGAAUUUUAAUUCUUCGUUUUAAAUGUAGAAAAUCAAAUCCUUCACAUUUGUUGCUUCUAAAUUAUAAAAUGUGUUCAUUGCAUUACUGUAUUUUCCAAAUAACCUAGAUUUUAUAAAUGCUUAUUUAAAACUUGUAAAUUAUGUAGUACAACGCUGUGUGUGUAUAUAUAUAUUUUUUACAAUAAAACACAUUUUUGUAAAGCUUAGUAAAAAAACAUUUUUUUGCUCUAUCACAAUCUAGGUAUUUAAACACUUUCUACUUACCUUAAGACAGGUUUCUGACCUGUUCACAGACCACGUUCUUCUACACUUAUGUAGCUUAUUAUUGGAAUACCACUUAGGUAUUUUGUUCUAUAAAAAGAUUUAAGAGGUUAGAACUCUCCCAAGUUCUUCUGAGGGGCCAAAGGAAGGUCUGACUUAACAUAUCCCAACUUUAACUAAAAUAGCUCAGUUUUUUCCCUCUAAUUCCUGGUUUUAGGACUUUACAAAAACAUUUUACAAGUUUGCAUUUCUAAUGCAGGCAGUUAUAAGGAACAGAUACGGUUUUAAAAUUGAUCAUACUUUAUCUGUGAAUUUUAAAAGUUGAGUAAAGCACUUAAGUUUUUACCACCUCAAAAAUAUACUUAAAUUUCUCUAACACUACUAAUUUAAAAAUCUAUAACAAAGUUCUUCCAACAGAAGCCUAUCUUUUGGAAAUAUGGGAUUGAAUCUGGUUAUGUCCAGGACCAUACUAAUAAGCACUGAAAACUGUAAUGAUCAAACACCUCGAAUAAGAGGUUGGUCCAAAAUUUUAGCAACAGGCAAUUUUUACAUGACUAGGCCUAAAGAUAAAAAUAAUGCUCCCCGGUAUUACGUCCUAAGUUUUACUUAUAUACAUAGUUUAUCAUCUAAAUUGAAACUGCAUUCACUGUUAGAUAAAUCUUGAGGUAUUGAGCCAAAAUCCAUUAAGUAUCUGUUGACAUCACUGGCUUACACCUGUAUAAAACACUAUACAAAAGCUUAAAAUAAAUACAAUAGUUGAUUGGUAUGUCAUUUUAGUAAAAGUAAUUGGUAUCAUCUGAUGGGGGGAAGAAAAGCCAUUGCUGACUAUCCUUUUGCAAAUUAUCUGAUUUUAUAUAUAUAAAACAGGCUUCAAUUUGAAGCCCAGGUACAG